This is a messenger RNA of Nannochloropsis gaditana CCMP526, 1557 nucleotides long. RefSeq names its product adipocyte plasma membrane-associated. The transcript has a single exon. Gene Ontology annotation, molecular function: strictosidine synthase activity. The coding region runs from base 1 to 1557 and encodes 518 amino acids. The record is from RefSeq and is a predicted model, not a curated record. Gene Ontology annotation, biological process: biosynthetic process.
AUGCCACCACGAACACGGUCACAAAUUGCGGGAAAUGCCGGUUCUAGAACAGGAAAGGGCAAUAGCCUGAGUGGGGAGGAGGAAGGCGUGUCCGAGGAGGGUAUGGGCUAUUUGCCCUUCAUAACACCGUUUUAUGUCCUCAUGGCCGUGGUUGUGGUGAUUGGAUCAUUUUUGGCCUUCAAAAUCUUACACGGGCCUUUCAAGCCCGUGCUUUGGAAGGAACCUCCCGAGCUUGUCUCGUUAUUGGUGAAUCACGACCUGGCAGGGGCGGAGCACCUAUUUUUAAACCGAGUGGUAGGGCCUGAAUCGAUCGCGGUGGGCAGCGAGAAGGAAAUGUACUUCAGCCUGAAUGACGGCCGGAUCGUACGUACUGACAGCAAGUACGGAAACAUGACCACCGUGUUUUUCACGGGCGGGGUGGUCAAGGCUGAAAAAGCAGGUCAAAAGGACGGGAACGCUCGAGAAAGGAGGCUUCCAAAUGGCGGGCAGGAACGGAGUCUCAUGGCGUGGUGCAGUGCCGAGAUGGACGCGAUGCGCUUCUCCACGUCCACCGAGAGCCUUUGCGGGAGGCCGCUGGGCCUUCGCUUUGUUCGAGAACUCAACCAGUUGUACAUCGCGGACGCCUACCACGGCAUCUUCACACUCGACCCCGUCACCCUCCACGUGCGCCAUCUGGUAGCGCCCUCCGCCUCGACCCCCCCUCCCUCCUCUUCCUCCUCGCCCGCCCUGCACCCGGGCGUCCGCGCCCCUCUCGGUUUCACCAACGACCUGUCCGUGGUCGCCUCCACGGGCGACAUUUUCUUCUCCGACUCGACGUGGGCCUGGUCCCGCGCCCUGCACGCGGUCGAGGUCUUGGACGGAGGCCCUCGGGGCCGACUUUUUCGAUAUGUGGGGGCCACGGGGGCGGUGGAGCCCGUCCUCUGCGGCUUGCAUUUCGCCAACGGCGUGCAGGUCCUGGGGGAGGAGGAAGAGACGCGAGCGGGGAGACUGCCGGCGUCGGUGCUGGUGGUGGAGAGUACGCGCUUCCGCAUUUUGAAAGUGGAUUUGGGGGCUUGGGCGAGGGCGGAGGAGGACGUCAAGGCUCGAGCCUUGCAGGCCUGCGAGGAGGAGAGCGCGCUCCCGCCUUUCGCGAGCGUCUUGGUGGAGGGCCUGCCUGGACUGCCGGACAACUUGCGUCUGUUGCGACGUGAGGAAGCGGGGGCGUGCAGCAAGGAGGGAUGGCUGGGGGGGGAGGGAGAAGAGGCGGUGCUCAUGCUGGGUAUGGGGGUGAAAAACGCCAAGCCCUUCUCCCUCCUCCACUUUCUGUACCAGCACUUGGCCCUCCGCUUGCUCCUGGGGGCUUUGAUCCCCCUGCCGUACUUCCAUUACUUCAUGCCCAAAUACGGGGUGGCCGGCGUGCUCUCUCUCGAGGGGCGGUUGCUGCGGGUGCUGCAGGAUCCCACCGGGCGCACGCCUUUCCUGAGCGAGGUACACGUCCACCCGGAGACGGGGGACCUGCUGUUAGGCUCGUUUAGGAACAAGUUCGUCGGGAGGGUGACGGUGUCGGCGCUAGGCUAG